GUUGGGCUGGCUGCCUAUGCGUGAACUUCUUUCUAUGAGUAACAGUGUUUGUGAUCUGGACUAAUUUGGAACUACUGUGGUUGAAAUGACUCCAGACUCGCAAACAGAUAAAUCAAUGGCAACAUCUACGCCACCUGCUUCCGAAUUGCCAUAUGAUAGCGAGCAAGGGAAGGUUCCCUCGCUUCUCACUGUAUGCCUGCUAAUUGAUAUUCCGGUUAUUAAAGCGAUAUUAGAUAAAUCUAAGCUCGCCUGGCAAAGAGUAAAGGAGGACAGUCCUGCAGCUAAGUGGUCACUAAGUGCUGUCGAACUUACAGCAAGAAGUGCUGCCAAACAGGGUCGUAUCUUAGGGUGGCUUUUCAGGAUUCCGAUCGGCAUCGCAGAUCGCGCUGUAAGUGGACGCAUUAUAGAAGCAGAGAGGAGGUGGCCGAUUUUGAAGGAAUCUCCGAACAAAGUUGUCGAAGUCACAAUGGAAAGAUUAAGAGGUCGACUGUGGUCUUGUUACACUGCCUCUGGGGUCGUCGCCGCAGACGGGAAGCGCGUGGUCGCAGCUUUAGCGGACUUCACACGGAAGGUGGUGAGCUCUGUGCAGACUUCAGUACAACAGUCUCUGACGAACUUCGAAGAUCUCGUGGACGAGAUGGCAUCGAGGGCUGCAGGUGAAUCGCGAGUUGUGGAAGGGCAUUCUUCUGGGACAUCCGAAGCCUCAGGGCCUCCAGCUGCGAGGCCACCAGUCACGGGGCUGGUGAGGAGGGCACUGGAGAGCGGCCUCUACCUCUGCGUCGGCGGCGCCGUCUGCGCGCUGUCCGCCGUCCCGGUUGUGGGUCGCUUCGCCGAGGCGCUACGGGAGAGCGCCGGGCCGCAGCAGCCAGAGGCGGGGAGCCGCCAGAUGUCUCCACGAGCGUCGCCCGCGCCCAGCUCUCGCACGUCCAUGCGGUCACCGACUGUCGACGGAAAAGAAUGA
Messenger RNA from Schistocerca cancellata (South American locust), 961 nucleotides. RefSeq lists its product as uncharacterized. The coding region runs from base 86 to 961 and encodes 291 amino acids. Lineage: Eukaryota; Metazoa; Arthropoda; Insecta; Orthoptera; Acrididae. The transcript has 4 exons. The record is from RefSeq and is a predicted model, not a curated record.